Messenger RNA from Scatophagus argus, 2293 nucleotides. Its product is annotated as laminin subunit alpha-3-like. The coding region runs from base 41 to 2275 and encodes 744 amino acids. The record is from RefSeq and is a predicted model, not a curated record. NCBI's taxonomy places the organism in Eukaryota, Metazoa, Chordata, Actinopteri, Scatophagidae. The transcript has 17 exons.
GCCUCCGGUGGAAUUGCAUUACCCUAAAUUCAGAGGAACAAUGAAACUCUCCUACAUAAAUGAGAGUCCUGUUUGUCUUUUCAACUACAAGCGUGCUGUGAAUAUGGAUGCAAAGCAGCCUGUUGUUAAGAUUCCCAGGUCAGGGGUGUCUGAUUAUUAUGAGGGAACAGGUUACCGCAUGGCAUUAAUAAAAGAUCCAGACAUGAUGAAGAGAAGGCAGUUCAAGUUUCACACAAACAGCCGAGAGACAAACGCCUUGUUAUUCUACAUUGGCAAUGAAGAGUCUUUUUUCUCUGUGUUUUUGGAGAAAGGCUUCCUGGUGCUUCAAGGAAAACAAAUGGGUCGAGAAGUGAGACAGCAGAGUGCUGAAAAAGUGUCUCUAUUUGACAGACACUUUGCAAUCCUUAUUUCAGGCACUUUUCUUGUGCACUAUGGACCAAAGCAGAUCUCCACAGAUCACAAUCAAACAAUCUACACAAGUUAUUACAUCGGGGGUCUGCCAGCACCGCUCAGACAGAGACACAACAUCACAGCUCCACCGCUGAGAGGAUGUGUGGAUCACCUGACAGCAGAUGCUGAGAUUGUUCAUUACAACAAGACCAUUGGUGUCAGCGAUGGAUGUCCACUCUCACUACUGGGUGUUCAUUCAGCUACGUUGUAUUCUACUCUGUUUGUUGAUUCCCUGUUUGCCUGGGAUGAAAAGCCUCUCAGAGUCUCUCUGGGCUUCAGGAGCACAAACAGAAAUGGUACUCUUCUGAGGAGCAGCUCUCAGGACUCCACCUCUGUGCAUGAGCUGAAGUUGUCCCUGCAUGAUGGCUAUGCAGUAUUUAACAGUGAUAAUUACACCUUGAGGUCAGAGAGAAGGUACAGUGAUGGAAGCUGGCACUACUUGUCUGCAGUAAGCAGGCCUACAGGGUUAGAGCUCAGCAUUGAUAAUGUGAAGGUAACCGAGGAACAAAUGCCCCAUAGCAGGCCAGUGGAUCAAAAUUUGCAAGGAGGGAAAUUCACAGGCUGUAUUGCUAAUCUUUAUACAAGGAGGCCUGAGAAGAUUUUCAUACCUGUCGACCUCAGCUUGUUUUCACUAAAGGAAAAUGUAGUCAUUGGCCAGUGCAGUCUUCUACCCCCAACACACACUGAGGUUUUACCAGCACCUGUACUGAAACGACCCCAGAAACACAAACCCAUUCAGGUUCCAGCAGGUAGCCAAUGCAGGAACCAGCAAGCACAACAUGGUGAAUACCAGCUGCUUGAGGAGCACAGCUGGCUUAGUUACACCCUGCCACAAGAAGACCUUAAUUACAGGCCACACUUCUCUCUUGACAUCAAGACCAAGUCGUCCAAAGGGUUGAUCCUCCAUGUAGCAGGGAGAGGAGCCGUCCCCUUGCUGGCUCUGUACUUGGCCAAUGGCAAGAUUAAGAUGUCACUUGGGCAAAACAGAACCAUCCAGCACAAGCAGAAGAGCAACGAUGGGAACUGGCACAGAGUUGAGUUCAGUGUGGAGAAAAGCACUUUUCAUCUGCUGGUUGAUGGAGUCCGUGUGACUGAUGGACAUCUGCCAAACAAUGAGGGAUCAUCUCUAGACCUGCACAACCCGGUGUAUCUGGGAGCUGAUCCGAUAAGCACAAACACAAAAGGACACAAUGUUCCUGUGAAUAGCGUGAUUGGAUGUAUACGGGAUUUCAAAAUGAAUGAGCAGGUUACUGGGGAACCGGAGGCAAACCACAAAAUUUUACCCUGCUUUGAUAAACUCACAGAGAGGGGGACGUACUUUGGUGGUGGUUACAUCAUGUUAGAUGAGUACUUCCCCUUUGGCUCCCAGUUUGUGUUGUCCUUUGAGCUGCGCCCUCAGUACCUAACAGGUCUUCUCUUCCAUGUUCAAAGUCACAAGACCAGCCUUAAUGUGUUCUUAAAGGAAACCAAGCUGGGUGUCAAAGUGAAUGAUGGCCACCGUGCUGUCAGUGUUUCAGUGACUCCACGUGAAAGCCUCUGCGAUGGGAAAUUUCACAUCGUCACAGUGUCCAAACAACGUGAAGUUCUCAAACUAGUGAUGGACUCCAUGUCCGAGCAGAAAGCUGUCCCCCUUUCAUCUACUUCGUAUUCAACAACACUGGAUACACUUUACAUUGGAGGGACAACAAAGCAGAGCCAAGUCUCUGUGACCUCACCAUUUGUGGGCUGCUUGCGAAAUGUGAAGCUUAAUGGAAGGUCUGUUCCAUUGGAGACAGGAUCCAGGGUGGUUGGCCCUGUGAGCAUCAAUAGGUGCCCUGCAGACUAAGGACAUUUAAUUAAUGCA